Zonotrichia leucophrys gambelii is the source of this 1905-nucleotide messenger RNA. RefSeq names its product DNA nucleotidylexotransferase (gene DNTT). Bases 490 to 1905 code for a protein of 471 amino acids. The transcript is spliced from 17 exons. The record is from RefSeq and is a predicted model, not a curated record. Lineage: Eukaryota; Metazoa; Chordata; Aves; Passeriformes; Passerellidae. Gene Ontology annotation, cellular component: nucleus. Gene Ontology annotation, molecular function: DNA-directed DNA polymerase activity; DNA binding; DNA nucleotidylexotransferase activity. Gene Ontology annotation, biological process: double-strand break repair via nonhomologous end joining.
GGCUUCAUCAGCUGUAGCGGUGACUCACCCAAUUGCCUCUGCAUAUCAAUGACCAGCACGAGCAGGGCCAUUUCCUCACCUCUUGCACUUUGUAAGGAAGAAGAGGAGGCAGCUAUGCUUUUUGUUGCAAAGUAUAUAAAAAAGAGCCCAUCCUGCUGUAGCUGCCUGCCACAAUGGGUGCUGACAGAGGAGCUGCCUUGCAUCAAAAGCAGAGAGCAGGCACACAUGUUGGAGUUGAUUCCAAGAAAUAAAAAAAGCUACAUAAUCAACAGAAAUCACAGAGUCUGAAAGGGACCAGGAGAGAUCUUGGCAGGGCUUCAGCAGAGAGGCAGGAUCAAACACAACUAGAGGAAAUUGGGAUCUGCUGUGGGAAGUUAGGGUUUGCUGUUCUUUGAAGUUACCAGCUGAAUUCUGAAGGCUUUGCAAGAGGACAGAGCCCUUUGCUGGACUGACACAGCACAAAGGAGGGCUGAUUCUUUUUUGUCUGCCAUGAACAUACAUCACCUUGUAAAUCAAAGCUGUGUUAUGAUAUGCCAAGUUCUGACUUUGAUACACUUUCUGAGGAAGAUGGGGCUGACCAGAAGGAUGUUUUUGAUGGAACUGGGAAGAAGAAAAGGUUUCAGAGUAGAAAGUGAGCUAAGUGAUUCUGUCACUCAUAUUGUGGCUGAGAACAACUCUUACCUGGAGGUGCUGGACUGGCUGAAGGGACAGGCUGUGGGUGACAGCUCUAGGUUUGAGCUACUGGACAUCUCCUGGUUCACAGCCUGCAUGGAGGCAGGAAGACCAGUUGAUUCAGAAGUGAAGUAUCGUCUCAUGGAGCAAUCCCAAUCUCCUCCUCUGAAUAUGCCUGCAUUGGAAAUGCCAGCAUUCAUUGCAACAAAAGUAUCUCAGUAUUCGUGCCAGAGAAAGACAACUUUAAAUAACUACAACAAGAAAUUCACGGAUGCCUUUGAGGUAAUGGCAGAAAAUUAUGAGUUCAAAGAAAAUGAAAUAUUCUGCCUGGAAUUUUUAAGGGCAGCUUCUUUGCUGAAAUCUCUUCCAUUUUCAGUAACAAGAAUGAAAGAUAUCCAAGGGUUGCCCUGCGUGGGAGACCAAGUCAGAGAUAUCAUUGAGGAGAUUAUUGAGGAAGGAGAGAGUUCUAGAGUGAACGAAGUGUUAAAUGAUGAACGGUACAAGGCAUUUAAGCAAUUCACUUCAGUCUUUGGAGUGGGAGUGAAGACAUCUGAGAAAUGGUACAGAAUGGGUCUGCGAACUGUGGAAGAGGUAAAAGCUGACAAGACGCUGAAGCUGUCAAAAAUGCAGAAAGCAGGGCUUCUCUACUAUGAGGACCUUGUUAGCUGUGUGUCUAAGGCAGAAGCAGAUGCAGUGAGCUUGAUUGUCAAGAAUACUGUGUGUACAUUUCUACCAGAUGCUUUAGUCACCAUAACUGGUGGUUUCAGGAGGGGUAAGAAUAUUGGACAUGACAUAGACUUUUUGAUCACCAAUCCAGGACCAAGAGAGGAUGAUGAACUUCUGCAUAAAGUUAUUGACUUAUGGAAAAAGCAGGGCUUACUCCUUUAUUGUGAUAUCAUUGAAUCAACAUUUGUAAAGGAACAGCUGCCAAGCAGAAAAGUUGAUGCCAUGGAUCAUUUUCAGAAGUGUUUUGCAAUUUUAAAAUUAUAUCAGCCAAGAGUAGACAGCAGCACUUGCAACACGUCAGAACAAUUGGAAAUGGCAGAAGUCAAAGACUGGAAGGCAAUCCGUGUGGAUCUGGUCAUAACCCCCUUUGAGCAAUAUCCAUAUGCUCUGUUAGGCUGGACAGGCUCCAGGCAAUUUGGACGUGACUUGCGGAGGUACGCUGCACAUGAAAGGAAAAUGAUACUGGAUAACCAUGGAUUAUAUGACAGGAGAAAGUUUGACUUGUAG